This is a messenger RNA of Besnoitia besnoiti, 348 nucleotides long. RefSeq lists its product as uncharacterized. The record is from RefSeq and is a predicted model, not a curated record. The transcript has 5 exons. Bases 1 to 348 code for a protein of 115 amino acids. NCBI's taxonomy places the organism in Eukaryota, Apicomplexa, Conoidasida, Eucoccidiorida, Sarcocystidae.
AUGGCCAAGCUUCGCUGGAAAAGCGCUUCGUGCACUGACCGCGCGCUGCAGUUCAUGGAAGUGGCCCUGCAACGCGUUGAGGAGGAAGCGGAGAACGCUGCCGAGAGCAACGGCGCAGACGACAAAGCUCGACAGAAGCACAUCCCGACGCUGAUUAACGACCUCUUGUAUCCUAAAUGCAUUGCUGUUGCCGUCACUCCAAAUGUUGGUGAAGGUGCGUGCUUCCGUGGCAUGCAGUGCGCUCAGUACUCUGUUCUAGGCAAGGUGUACAACAUCGCCGUGAUCAUGAAGCCGGAGGAAAUCUUGGCCAACGGCGAACCGGACUCCACGGAGAGGCCGACGGCUUAG